AUGUCGUUUGUUCCAGGAUAUAGCCAAAAUAAUUCGUUUGCCGGAAUGCACGGAAGCGAAAAAUAUAAUAAACUAUCGGCUGAAGAGGCCAGCAGAAAAAUGCACUUAGAAGAGUCCAAAAUAAAGAAAUAUAAGAAGUUAUGCGAUAUUGUCUUAGAAGGUAACAGAAGAAGAAUUUAUAACGAAAAAUAUUACAACUUAGUUACAGAAUUGCUUGACUGGAAUUUCGAGUUGUACACAGUUUGGAACUAUCGAAAAGUAUUGAUUCUAAAAUUUCUGUUCAAGGGAUUGAAAGAAAAUGAUUUAAAGGAAAAACACCAAAUCUUCACUGAAGAGCUCCAUUUUGUUUUGGAUAAAUUAAGGAAAUCUCCCAAAUCAUAUUGGAUUUGGAAUCACAGAAUUUGGUGUUUGAAACUUGAUAAGCUGAGCGACUGGAACAUCGAGAUAGGACUGACAAACAAGUUUCUACAAGCAGAUCAGAGGAAUUUUCAUGUCUGGGCAUACAGAAGGUUUAUAAUUGAUUCGAUGAAGAAAGAUGACAGGGUUGAACAGAGUAGCGAAGCGAUUGAUUUUGAUGAAUUCAAGUUCACCACAAAAAUGAUCAAUAAAGAUAUUUCAAAUUACUCUGCUUGGCACAAUAGAAGUAAGCUUGUGAUUAAGCUAUUUACAAAUUCUCCAAGUUUAGAACAUAUUAGCACAGACGAAGAUCCUAAAAUGUUGGAAUACUUGAGAUUUUUCAAUGGCAGUAAUCAAUUCUUGUUCUUAAAAAAAGAGUUGGACUUGAUAAAAACCGCUAUAUAUACAGACCCCGACGAUUCAUCAGUUUGGUUUUAUAUGAAGUGGUUAUUCAGUGAUUAUUUUCUCACAAAUAUUGAUAUGCAAGACAUGAUUAAUUUAAUAAAAGAUACUGUGAAUGCAGUGAAGGAGUUGAAUGAGUUUGAGCUUGAUGACAAUGAAGCCGAAAAUAAGUGGUGUCUAAUUUUUGUUGCUUAUUUGUAUAAAAGGCUCCAUUCGAUCAGUAAAAACGAAGUAGACUUGGAGGAAUUUGAAAGUAUUUUACAAAGAUUAGAAAAGCUUGACCCAAUGAGAAGAAGCAGAUAUAAGGAGUUCCAUAUGUGA
Messenger RNA from Pichia kudriavzevii, 1119 nucleotides. RefSeq lists its product as uncharacterized. Gene Ontology annotation, biological process: protein geranylgeranylation. Gene Ontology annotation, cellular component: Rab-protein geranylgeranyltransferase complex; cytoplasm. Lineage: Eukaryota; Fungi; Ascomycota; Pichiomycetes; Pichiales; Pichiaceae. Bases 1 to 1119 code for a protein of 372 amino acids. The transcript has 2 exons. The record is from RefSeq and is a predicted model, not a curated record. Gene Ontology annotation, molecular function: Rab geranylgeranyltransferase activity.